Messenger RNA from Trichoderma asperellum CBS 433.97, 1281 nucleotides. RefSeq lists its product as uncharacterized. The record is from RefSeq and is a predicted model, not a curated record. NCBI's taxonomy places the organism in Eukaryota, Fungi, Ascomycota, Sordariomycetes, Hypocreales, Hypocreaceae.
AUGCCUCGUCGGCCUGGUCGUCCGCGAAUGAGCGAGACUGCUCACGGAGACGUAAACGAUGAAGCUAGGAGAGCUCGAAUGAGAUUGGCACAGAGGUCAUACCGCAAUCGGAAACAGAACGCACUUGUCUUGGCCAAGACUCGAGCUGAAGUUUUCGAAAAGGCCUUGGAUAGCUCCAUUAACGAGUUUAUACGAUUUUAUGAACAUGUAUCUAAAAAGAAAAGCGAAUUACCGCACGAGCUUAUCAUGGAUGUCAAUAAAACAGCCAUGAAUAUUGUGUCUAUAGCAAGGAAGGCUCGCACAGAACAAGGCAUCUCAGACAGCGACCAAACCCAGCUUCCUGAAGAGGGUACAACAGUUUCAAAUGGAGAUGCUAGCUCCGACCGCGAUCCGUCAGGUGUAAUAGCUGACUGGCUCAAUGCAUCUGGAAAGGAUUUAGCUGGAGCAGACCAGUACUCGAAACAUUAUGAACCUUUAGCUAGUAGCAAUCCAGCUCCGGUCUCACAACGAUUGCUACUAGCCUGUUUGACAAGAACCAUGGAUUUAUUGCAGUUUGGAAAUCUCCAUAUCUUAGCACUUACUCCGACGAUGCUUCUUCCGUUAAGGUUUGAUCGAGCGGAGAAUCUAUUAGAAAGUGUCUCUGAGCGGCUCUCUGGCGGUCCUAAGGCUUUUCUUGCAGACUGUCGCUAUCGCGACGGCCGAAAUGCAUAUCUGCCCAAGAUAAUGCGCCUUGUCGAGGGGGAUUUGAGCACUCUCCAACCAAGGUCACCACCACCAAAUUUAGAGCGCCUGCAAUUUGGAAUGACAAGAACAAUGCUUCAUACAACCAAUUCUGACUUCCAAGGAGAAUGGUUGGAGGCGCCGGAUGUUGAGGAAUAUCUCGAGCAGCGAGGGAUAUUUGUCCGUAUGGAUUCGCCCGGUGACGUGAUUAGGCUAUCAGCGCCAAGGAAUAACGAAUCAAGAUUAGCAAAGCGUGUGGCACUCCCAGGACAUGACUGGACAAUAUUUGGGAGGACUUUUGGGGAGAAUCAAAUUAUACCUACAGGGCUAAGUAAUUUCGCAGUAUCGGAGAUGUUACCAGAGACGGGUUUUCCUACAAGCAAGGCGGCAACUGGCCAAGAAGAAGAACAAGACCUUAAGAUAACUGUUGAUCUGGAUAAGCUAAUACGGGGGUUAGCAGAUAAAGCAAUUUGCCUUGGCCCAUGCCCUGGAAUCAGGAGGAUACAUGUUGAUGAAGCGAUCCGCGCAUCAGUAACUACAUUUAAGCAAUUAGUCAAAUAG